This is a messenger RNA of Cyprinodon tularosa, 1218 nucleotides long. RefSeq lists its product as uncharacterized. Lineage: Eukaryota; Metazoa; Chordata; Actinopteri; Cyprinodontiformes; Cyprinodontidae. Bases 81 to 983 code for a protein of 300 amino acids. The record is from RefSeq and is a predicted model, not a curated record. Gene Ontology annotation, molecular function: methyltransferase activity. The transcript has 8 exons.
AAGAAGAAGAAUAGAAAUAAAGUGGUUCUGAGUGAGAAGCGGCACCGUGGGCUGGUUCUCAGUGGGUUUUCUGGUCCAUCAUGAAUUUCGGAGAUGCCAGGCUGAAGCUGCGGGAGCUGCUGGGAUCAGUGGAUCCCUCUGAGCUCCCGAAGUUACUGGACUGGAUGAGAAACUCAGAUGAGCUGGAUGAGCUGCUGGUUGACAACAACAGAGUGAUCCUGCAGAGCAUCGCAGCAGACCUGAGAGCCAGGCUGCCUGUCGAUGCCAUGCUGCCCUCUGAGACUGCUGCUCAGCAGAAGAUGCAGAUGCGGGAAAGACCCACGGUCCACGUGGACGGCUUCCUGUACAGCGAGGAGCAGGUGGAUGCUCUGUGUGAGGAGGGGGCCAUGAGCAGGGAAUACUGUCUGAGCUGCGGGUCCCUGAGGACGGCACCCCUCGAUUUCAUCUCACACUCCUUCUCAGUAUCAGAACUCCAGUUCCUGUUCCAGAACGUCCUUCCGGACCUCAGUGGUCGGACGGUGGUGGAUGUUGGUUCCAGGCUGGGAGCAGUUCUUUAUGGGGGUUAUGUGUACAGCUCAGCCUCUCGGCUCAUCGGGCUGGAGCUCAGCGAGGACUUCGUCAGGCUGCAGAACGACAUAAUCCUCAAGUAUAGACUGGCUGACAGAGUCCAGGUUCUCCAUGCAAACGUCUGUGAUCAAGAGGUCCUGCUGCAGAGCGCUGAUGUUCUGGUUAUGAACAAUGUCUUUGAGUACUUCAUGGAGCCCAGCGAACAAAUCGGAGCCUGGAGGUUCAUCAUGCAGGCCUUCAGGAGGAAAGGAUCUCUGCUGGUUACCGUUCCCAGUUUGCAGGAAAGUCUGGAUGCUCUGCAGGCACCGCUGCAGCCAGGCUGGGUGGAGGAGCUUCCUGUUGACUACAGCGUCUACCUGGGCAGGGAUACAGACCCAGAAGAUCUCAGACAGAUUCACCUGUACAGGGUCAUCUGACUGCAGCAGAGCCAGCCGGAUAAUGCUGCCCUACUGAGUCAUGUGACCAUCGACCAACCCGCCUGAACACAGCCAUGUGACCACAGACUGAUUAGCCUGAGCGCAGCCAUGGAUCCACCUAAAAUAGACCAGAUGGCUACAGACGGAUCAUUCAUCUCUGAACUAUGUGGUUACAGGUCUGACCGGAAGAGGUGGAGAAUCACUCUGGUCUGCUUCUGGGUUUGGACGUAAUGUU